This is a messenger RNA of Nicotiana attenuata, 1405 nucleotides long. RefSeq names its product leucine-rich repeat extensin-like protein 3. Gene Ontology annotation, cellular component: extracellular region; vesicle. The transcript has a single exon. Lineage: Eukaryota; Viridiplantae; Streptophyta; Magnoliopsida; Solanales; Solanaceae. Gene Ontology annotation, biological process: regulation of double fertilization forming a zygote and endosperm; regulation of protein localization to cell surface; double fertilization forming a zygote and endosperm. The coding region runs from base 25 to 1299 and encodes 424 amino acids. The record is from RefSeq and is a predicted model, not a curated record.
AGCUAAUCUUUUCUUAGUUGAAACAUGUCGAGAAGUGGUACAUUAUGGGUAAUUCUUUUCUUGGGUAUUUGCAUGGGCAUGGUUACUGCCACUGCAAGGGAACCUAAAAGUGAGAACGUGGAGUUAUUUGGUCGAAGAUGGCCGCCUAUUCCUUGGUGGAGACUAGCAUGGUGGGUACACUACCCAAACUACCCGCCAUUGCCUCCGCCUCCGCCCUCGGUUGCUAAUGUGAUUCCGCCACCGGUGGAUGCGGCUCCUCCUCCGCCGCCGCACCCUGCUCGUCCGCCACCUUCUCUGCCCCUUAUUACUAAUGCAGUUCCGCCACCAUCUCCACCACCGCACAUGGCUCCACCUUCCCCUCCGCCACCACACGCGGCUACAUCACUACCUCCGCAACCAAGUCCUUCUCUUCCUCCAAUUGACAAUGUGGCUCCUAUUCUGCCACCACCACCUCCAGCAUUUCAGUCACCGAUGGUUAAUAAACCUCCUUACACUCGGGGUGAUGAACCAAGUGGUUGUUCGAUGGUUUUGAUAAACGUGGAUGGGUGUGUAUCAGAUUUGAUCACUUCCUUUUUCAAGGAUCAAGUUUCAUUAUCCGUUGAUUGUUGCAGAGUCAUUUCAAGAAUUUCAGAUGAUUGCUUUGACGCAGGGUUCACACACUUCAGGGUGCCCGUUUUCCUAACAAAAGUGAGGGACUAUUGCAGUCACCACCCGACAUCACUUCCACCUCCGCCCUCAGUUGAUGAUAACGCUGUCCCGCCGUCACCUCCACCACAACACGCGGCUCCACAUCUGCCACCGCAUGUGACUCCAUCACUACCUCCACAACCGCCUCCGUCUCCGCCCCCAGUUGAUAAUGUGGCUCCUAUACUACCACCAUCUCCUCUAGUGUUUCACUCACCGGUGGUUAAUCCACCUACACCGCCACCUCCUCCACCUUCGCCAUUGCACACGGCUGCACCACCACUGAUGCCACCGCAUGCGGCUCCAUCACUACCACCUCAACCGCCUCCAUCUCCGCCACCAGUUCGUGAUAACAUGGCUCCUACAGUGCCACCACCACCUUCAUCGACUCCUCGGGGUGAUGAAACAAGCGAUUGCUCGACGGUUCUGAUCAAUGUGGAUGGGUGUGUAUCAGAUUUGAUCACUUCCUUCUUCAAGAAUCAAGUUUCGUUAUCCGCAGAUUGUUGCAGAGUUGUUUCAAGAAUUUCAGAUGAUUGCUUUGAGAGAGCGUUCACGCACUUUAGGGUACCAGUUUUCCAAACAAAAGUGAGGGACUAUUGCAGCCACCAUGGCUGAAGCAUAAGCAAAUCUUAACAAUACAUUUUUCAUGAAAGCCUUUGUUUCCUAGGCGAGUCCAUGCAGAGUCAUAUUCCUAAUAGAAAAGAAAAAACGGAUAAUUAAU